GUAUUUUAGACGUUUUCCAGUUUUUUUUUUGGAAUGGAAUUUCUCAACUUUUUUCUAAUUACUUCCAUCUUAUCUGCUCAAUGUUUUGCUGCCCCUCCGAAAUCCAAGAAACCCGAGCUAAAUCCCCGCCUGGGUCAUAACCAGGAGAAGAUUCGCACCAUUUUUUCCUCCAUCCUGCCCUCCCACUACGGUUACUCCUCCCCAGGUGCGGGAUAUAACGCCCACUUCCGACCACGCGGGGAAAAUGAGACAUCCAACGGUAACACCCCGACUAUUAUGCGGAUAAAUUUAAAAUCCUUAAAACUCAGCGCGCUAAGCGAUACUCAUUUGGAUGUGGUGGGAACCCUGGGUGUGGAAUAUUUGGAUUCCCGCCUCGCCUACGAGGCCCCGGAUGGGAUUAAAUUUAUAGAAGCUUCCGAAGCUAGAGCGCAGCUGUGGCUUCCUCGUCUUCGUAUUGGCGGGAAAUAUUUGAACAUUGGGCAGCGGGAUCGUUACAACGGGGGUGACAAUGACCACUUCGAGGAGAAUCCGAGAGCCUGGAUAAGUCCGGAAGGGUUGGUCCGGCAAGAUCUAGCGUUCGAGAGGGAGCUGACAGGGCGACAGGUAUCUUCGAACAGGACAGAAUUUGAAAUGAAAAUCCAGGACGAUAAGGACUUCGUGGAAGAUGUCCGACUCGAGUGGACCCUCGAUAAGGCUGUCACCCUGGCGGGCGAACCUGUCAAAUCAAUACAGGGAGCGAAGUACAAUGCUACCGUGACGAAAGAUAAGUGCGAACUUAUCGAGGACUUUGGUUCUUUUGGUCAACAGGAAUUUGGCUGUCUGAGGACUACCUUUGUUCUUCUGAAAACUGGUGACAAGAUUUCCACACGUUUUAAGCGUCCUUGACUUUUUUAAUCUCAAGUAUUUAUAGUGUUAAAUAUUUGACUUAUUUGAAUUUACUUGAUUUUCUGAUUUUUGAUAAAUUCAGAAUCAACAUGUUAAGUAUUCUAUCUGUCAAUAAAAAAAUCUGUACUA
Messenger RNA from Folsomia candida, 1014 nucleotides. RefSeq lists its product as uncharacterized. The transcript has 2 exons. Lineage: Eukaryota; Metazoa; Arthropoda; Collembola; Entomobryomorpha; Isotomidae. The coding region runs from base 34 to 885 and encodes 283 amino acids. The record is from RefSeq and is a predicted model, not a curated record.